CACAGAGGUUCUGAGAGCAUCCAAAAUCAGCGCUCCCUGCCAGUUGCGCACAGAUCAGGCUCCGUCCUAGAAACCCGAAGGACUAUAGAGUUUGUUCUGUGGACAGAAUAAAAAUGGAGAAGGUCAUAUACAUUUUUAAAAUUUGCAAGGACAAAGGGAGCCUUCCAAGGAUUUGUAUCUGCUGGCUUUCACAUAUUACAACGGGCACUAUUUGAAUCGCUGAAGCUCGUCCCGGUGAAGGCAGCGGUAAAGAUUUUGUUGUACGUGGAAUGAAAAGACAAAAGGACAAAAAGAACAUAUGAUUUAUUCAGUGCAAGACGAAUGUGAGCUUUGUCUGGGACAAUGGGUUGUUUCUAGCUGACACACCGUGUGCAGCGCACAUCAGCGCCGUUACGCGCGUAUAGAUCACCGGUCACCUGUUGAAGUUGCCUGAUGAGCAGUGAGCUAUUUAACGUUUUGCUUUUUGUCGUUUGAGGAUCGACUUAAACAUCGCUUUAACAUAUAAUUGGUCCGUUCUACCGGCUCUGUAUGAUGCACUGAUUCCCCGUUAUGUUGUAGGAUGAGCGCUGAUCUGGAGCGCGUUUCGCUCAACACAUCGGUGAACUCGGGCGGCCGUGCGCUUUCGGCAAACGUCCGGAGGCUCCACAACACUCUCAACCUGCUGCUCAGCGAUCUGGAGAGAGAGCAGUUCGUCCACUGUCUCAAUGUGUACCACGCCAAGCGCAAUGUCUUCGACCUGGUCCAAACUCUCAAAGUGAUUCUCAACACGUCCGGCAAACGACAGCUGCUGCCCAUGCUUCGCCUGGUCAUUCCGAGGUCCGACCAGCUGCUGUUCGACCAGUACACGUCCGAGGGACUUUACCUGAAGACAGAGCUGCUCCCCAGCAACGGCAGCGCGGAAGUCUUUGGAGACGAGGGCGACUCAACUCUGCAGGAAUAUGUCAGUUCCAUCCAUGAGCAGCCCCUAACCUCCGGCUGUCCGGACGGUUUCAACGCCGCCGCGGAGCUCUCGGCUUCCAUGGCCCCGCAGUUUUUCGAGGGUCCCUUUGGAGAAGUGCGCAAAGUCACCCUGACGCGCUCCAGGAGCCACGAGGGUCUAGGCUUCAGCAUCCGCGGGGGAUCGGAGCACGGCGUGGGGAUCUACGUGUCCCUAGUGGAGCCGGGCUCGUCGGCCGAGAGGGAAGGACUGAGGGUUGGGGACCAGAUAGUGACCGUGAACGACAUGAUGUUUGACAAUGUCACUCACGUAGAAGCGGUGAAGGUACUAAAGGGAUGCAAACAGCUGGCUAUUUCAGUGUGUUCUAUGGGUCGGAUCCCCGGAGGCUACAUUACCAACCACGUGUACAGUUGGGUGGAUCCUCAGGGCCGGAGUGUCUCCCCGCCACCCGACAGCCAAGAGGCCAACCAGAAGCAAGGACGUGGCAUGGAGGAGAGGACGGUAAUCCUGAAUAUGGACGAUGGUCGCUCUCUAGGCCUAAUGAUCAGAGGUGGAGCUGAAUAUGGACUAGGGAUCUACAUCACUGGAGUAGACCCUGGAUCUGCUGCAGAUGCUGGUGCACUAAAGGUGGGUGACCAGAUCCUGGAAUUGAACGGUCAGAGUUUUGUUACCAUCUCCCACGAUGAGGCAGUUCACAUCCUCAAAACAGGACGGCACCUGCGGAUGAAGGUGAGGGAUGUGGGUCGUCUGCCUCAUGCACGCACAGUGGUGGAUGAAACCAAAUGGAUCUGCAGUCAGGCCAUAGCUGAGACCAAUGCUACAGCUAACACAAGUUCUUUCACCGACCCCACUGUCAAUGCUGGCAUCCACGUUAGUGCCAGUGCCAGUAUCUGCAGUACAAGACCAUCUUCAGCCAAAGCUACACCUAUGUUAGGGAAGUCAGCAGUAUACAGAGGUGUGGGCCCACCAGGUGCUCAGGUGUCUCUGGAUCAGCAGGCCUAUAUGCUGCUGACGGAGCCAGAGAGGCAGACCAUGGCCUACUACCUGCAGGAAUACCAGGAGGGACACAUAGGAGUGGAGCCACUGGCCAUGGCUCUGUUUGAGCUCUUUAACACACAUGCAAAGUUGUCCAUGUUGUCUGAGGUGAGGAGUCUGGUGGCUCCCCAGGACCUGGAGUUGUAUGACGGGCUGGUGUUGCACUGUGAAAGGGAGGCCCACCAGGCCUGGCAUGGAGGCCUGGGAGUGCUGCAUCCACAGAGCCACGGCAACCACAUAGCCCCUGUGAUCCAUGAUGCAGGACACACCGUACCUGCUACAGUACAUCCCUUAUUUACUAUACCUAAAAAGACUGACGGCUCUGUUGGUGGCUGGAUCCAAAAAGACCAGGAGGAGAACACUAAUGCCUUACAUAAAAUUGCACUGAACGGAAUGCAGGCUUCAGGUGAAUCUCCUUCAUUCUGCAGGCCUGCCCCUCUCAAAGGUCAAAGCAGGCUGUCCAGAGAGAAAGAGCUCAGCUGGAAGCCUUCAGCCCGGCGCAUGCAGCCUGGCUCCAGCCUGCUCUUCACAGGACCCACUCGGCUGCUUCAGGACUGCCUCCACAAGUCGCUUAAAUCCCUCCCCACCACCCACCACUCCCCAGCAGCCUCUGCUCACCACACCGCUGGUGCCAGCCACCACACUUCUCUCAAUGCACUCCAUCACACCUGCCAGAGUUCAUUUCAACUCUCUGACUCUGAACACCACAACCACCCCAACUUUGCUCAUCACAUUCACCACCACACCUGCCCAGGCUUCCUGCACCGCCAGGACUCCUCCAGCUCUGCUAAGCUAGAUGCAUCUGUCAAGCUCGCUUGCAGAUCGAGCUCCUAUGAGAAAUCCUCAUACUUGUCAAAGUCUGUGCCCUCCUCCAAAGCAGCAUCUCCCAUGCCAUCCCCUCAUCCAUCACCCCAUUCCUCGCCAUGUCCCUCCCCCUGCCCCUCUCUCAUCACAACUGUUGCUCCACCAUAUAGUCCUGUUCGGCCCUGCUCACCUGCCUUCCCCCAGAAAGUCAUCAUAACAGACAUGAAUCGGCUGUCUGCAGAUUCCAGACCACAGCAAAGAGGGGCCACCCUGUCCCAGCUUUCAGACAGUGGCCAGACUCUGAGUGAGGACAGUGGGGUGGAUAUAGCCGAAGCAGGAGGUCUCAGUAAAGACGGCAGCCCUCGACCCAGCAAGAACCAGCAGGGCCAGUUGGAACAGCCAGGGGCCCAUGCACCUCCUCCGGGGACCAGACAAAAUGGCUCACCGGUCCCAGUGCCCACUCCUAACUUGAUACGAGUGGUGAAAAAUGCCAACACCCUUGGUAUUGCUAUAGAGGGAGGAGCCAACACACGCCAACCUUUGCCACGCAUAGUCACCAUUCAGAAAGGAGGCUCCGCUCAUAACUGCGGUCAGCUGAAGGUGGGUCAGAUCAUCCUGGAGGUCAAUGGCAUUUCCCUGAGAGGUCGGGAGCACAAAGAUGCUGCCAAGAUCAUAGCCGAGGCCUUUAAGACCAAAGAGAAGGACCACAUUGACUUCCUGGUUGUUGAUCCAGGACUAUAGAAUCAGCACUUUAUGCGGCUUGGCUGAAGAAGACACUGUUUUACUGUUUUAAAGGAACCGUAUCAACUCCACAUUGUCCAAUAAUCAUGGCCCUCAUUUUCAUUUCAGGCAAAGGAUUGGUGGAAAUAUAUUUACUCAUUGCACUUUACAGAGAUUUAGAAAGAUUUAGAAAAGGAUAUAACAAUAAUAUUUGCCAAAACAGUCAUUUGCUUGUGUUUCAUUAGUUUUCAAAACCUGAAUGUUAUUGUAUGUUUCACCAGGUGGUCUAGAUUACUGUAGUACAGAUAGUGUGGUUGUCAAACCAAAUAAUAUGCCAAAUGUAUUGCAGUCAGUAAAGUCAGUCUUCAAGUUGUGCACCUCAAGGUAAAUCAACACUUUCUUACUACCAGGCCAUCAAAAACUGACGUUUGGUCAGCUGCCUUUGGCAAUAGUUACUAAUGCAACAAAUGUCCCGUAGCGUCUCAGUCAGACACAGGGGGCUUUCAACUAAUUUCAAUGUAAUCCCAUCCGCAGCAGUAUUUGAUGUUCUGGGUACCCCGUUGUGCGUCAGCUUUUGAUGCCCUGGGUAGGGGUCUGUACAGUAAAACCAAUUAGUUAGAGUUAGGGAAAGAUCGUGGGUGGGGUUAAAAAUGUGCAUUUAAGUGACAGGCAGGACACAAACCCUGGUCGCCUGGGUGAAAGUCCUUGUCUGUUUUUUUACUUUUCUUUAUUCAGGGAAGGUUCAUUGAGAGGAAGCCGCUCUUUUGCAGAGAUGCCCUGAUAACAUUCACACAGUUCAUACCUGGAAGCUGCCCAUCCACAGUCUGAGCUCCACUGGAGCGGUUUGGGUUAAGGGCCUGUUAUUUCACUUUCCCCACCCAGAUUGAUCCUGUCGGUCCAGGGAUUGAACCGACGACCUCCCGCUCACAAGCUUGCUUCUCUAACCUUUAAGUUAGACUGCACUGUCGGUCUGUGUUGUUUGACCCAUCCACCGCCCCAACCUACCUCCUUACAUGGAUUUUCGGUCUUUCAUACUACUUGGUACCGUUGUCGCUCCUCACACUACAUCAUCUUCCAGAGGCUAAAGGGUGCUUUGUGCGUCAGUAUCUGAUGCUGAGAGCCACAUACCAAGCAUCAGUAUUUGAAGAGUUGGUAGUGAGUACGAGUUGGUAAAAUAUUUUCUUUAAAAAAAAAUAAUCUUUGAACAUGAAGUCAUACAGGGAAACGACAAACUCGACCAGACAUGUUAUGAACAAGCGAACAGUUUAGCCAGAUUAGCUACUUCUUUGGAGGGUAAAAAAGUGAGCACACCAAAAACAACUUUCAUUGACAUUUCAGGUGUGUUUACUUUUAGUUUUACCUUUCAAAUAUAUUGUUUACAAUUUGUCUAAUCCCCUCGCCACUCAUGUUUCUUGACCUGUAGCACUUCUUUUGACGUCACAACAUUCUGAGAUGUCAACAAUUAAUUUGUUGUUAAUGUAAUCAUAACGGUCAAAAAUGAUGGAUAAAGCCUAAGUUGUAAAAAUCACAAUUUUUCUUUAAACAAAUUUGACCUCAACUGGCAGAGAAAACCAGUCACUUCAUAAAUAAGACCUCUGGUUGAAGUGUAAUCAAAAAUGUAAGUGUUCAGUUCAGCAGGUUUGCUUACUAGCUAAGCCAGAUGAUAAGAGAUAAAAGUGUUCCUACUGUAGUAAGUAUUAGACUUCAUACUGUUAGCUUCCUUCUGUUACUGCUCACUUUUUCAUUGAGCUUUGGUCAAUUGCUAAUUAUACAUUAGUUUGACUUUGCACAUUUGAGGUUUCCUUAAAACUUUCCCUCAUGGCCUUUGAUGAGUUCAUACGGAAGUGUAAUUCUGACACCUGACUGACUACUAGUUACAAUUUCCAGACAUAUUAAAACAAACUGUAUAUCAUUCCUAUAUCUCAACCAGCUUAUCAUGGCAAAAUGACUUAACAUUACAGUGUGUCGCUAUAUUCAGCCUUAAUCCAAAACAACUAAUGAUCUCAACUCAUUUUACUCAGAAAUUAGGUAUAAUUUCAUGUAAAUGAGGUCUGUUGACCAUAAAUAGAAAAGAAUAAGUGUGAAACUAGUUGUGAUGAGUUGGAAUGAAGUUGGAUAAAAGUGGUAACACAGAAUUGAGUGAUUAAUUAUAAUUGUCUAUGCUUUAUAAACAAGCAAAGCAGACCAGGUCACUUUUGACCCAGGAAGACAACAGGUGUGAUUAUUGGCUGCCAUUAAAAAUAAUAAAAUGGUUUCAAAACCAUAUCCUGACAAAUCACUAACAGUACCAGUCAGUGAUUAUCCACAAACAUAGAUUCAUCUGAUCUUAACUAUAAUGAAAAUAAUUCAUUAUUUAUGCUUAUUUUACCCCAAAAUUAGGUAUUAUUUAAUGUAAAUGAAGUUUAUUCACCAUAAAUUCCAAAAAUAAGUGUAAAACUAGUGGUAAUGAGGAAUGAAGUUGUCUAGAAGGUGUAAAACAGAAUUGGGUGAUAAUUUAUACUUUAUACUUUAAAAAUAGCCAAAGUAGACCAGGGAGGACAACAAGUGUGAUUAUUGGCUGCCAUUAAAAAAAUUGAAAUGGUUUCAAAACAGUAUCCUGACCUAACUUUGACUUAUACCAGUCUGUGAUAACACAUAAACAUAUGUUCCUGUUGAUCUCAACUGUUAGUCAAAAUAAUUCAUAAUUUCAGCUUUUUUUAACUCAGAAAUUUGGUAUAAUUUUAUAUAAAUGAGUUUUUUUGACCAUAUAUUAAACAAAUAAGUGUAAAAUUAGUGGUAAUAGGUUGGAAAGAAGUUGGCUAAGAAGAUGUAACACAGAAUUGGGUGAUCAUUUAUACUUCAUGCUUUAUAAACUGGCAAAACAGACCGGAUCAGUUUUGACCCAGGAGGACAACAAGUGCAUGGUUGACAGGAAGAAAACACAAGGGUUAAAAGAGUUUAUUAAGAGGAUUUACUGAAUUGAAGCCAUUGAUUCUUUAAUCGACUACUACUACUAAUCAACUAAUCACUUUUGGAACUCAAACCUCAAACAAAUGUAUACAUUAGCAGCUCCUUUACAUUGAUCAAAAUGGUGCUUUUCUUUUCAGAGCAUAUAUGUUUAACCCAUCACACUUAUUUCAAUAUGCCCAUUUUGUAAGAUAUCUUUAGUGUUUUAGCAAGAUUACCAUAUAUUCUUCAAUAGUUUUUACACAAAAGUUUCUGGUGUGAUAGUUUGUAUAUAAUGUAGAUUGAAAUGACUCUACAUAACUUUUUAUAAUAUAAAAUAGUUUACAGCAGAAGAUAUAUAUAUAUAUAUAUAUAUAUAUAUAUAUAUAUAUAUAUAUAUAUAUAUAUAUAUAUAAUACUACUUCACAAUCACAUAUUUUGUUUUAUGUCUCACCCAAAUAGCUUGAAGUGCAGGGUGUGCCAUGUUCUAUAUGAAACCACAUCCAAACACCUACAACAACAUUGAUCUCCACAACACAGUGAAGAAAAAUGAAGGUCCUACUGUAUGAAUGAGCAAAUCUUGCACUCUGUGGGAUGCUGAUGAGUUCUGACACUCAGUAAUGAAUCAGUGAUUUGCUAGUGCACUGUACAGGAAACACUGAUCAGAUUAUCAGAGUAUCCUGUCAUUAUUAACAUUCAGUAUACAGUGGUUGUAAAUCUCUGCUGUAGAAAAGGCCAGAGAGAACAGACAGUGGUAUAUGUGUUUUUUUCUGGUCUUUUCCCUCAAAAAUGUUUGCUUGUUCGAUAGGGCUGAGAAAUGUUUUAGUAACUGUAACCAUGAUCCAAAGUAAUACAGUAGAGCCAAGUAAUCCAAAUUAAGACAAUAGUAGUAAAUGCUUUCAAACGUGUAUUUUGGGCAAAUAGUUAUAUUAUAUUUUUGUAAUCUAAUGACACAAUUCCACUACAGUGAGAUAAUAGCGAUUACUAGAGAAAUGUAGGAGUUUAGUGAAUAGAUAUAUGUGUAAUGCAACACUAAAGUGUCUGGAUUCAGGGAUGAAGUGUUGGUGAGAAUAUUGUGCUAUUUACAUGAUGUGUAAAUUAUACUUUGUUUUUUGUUUUUUUUGUGACUGCCAGCUCUUCAAAAAUAUAUAUAUUGUACAAAAAAGGCUGCACAUAGAGUCAUAGAGAUGAACUGUAUAUACAGUAAAUGGUGAGAGGUUAGAGAAUCUUUGUUAAACACAAUUAUGUAACCCCUUUGUGGCUGAUGUAACUGCUAACAUCUCCUGUGUGUUUCCCUUCCUACACCCUAUCACAGCUGUCUCACCACAAACAUAUCCUCCUGAACAAGUCACUUAUUCUUGUAUUGGUUCUUGCAAUCUCCUUUUAAAUGGCAAAAAGAGUGAAAUACUUUUAAAUAUCCCCUCAAACAGACUGUCUUGAAGACACAAUAAAAACAGUCUGAAGCAUA
Molecule: messenger RNA, 7889 nt
Organism: Sander lucioperca (pikeperch)
Lineage: Eukaryota; Metazoa; Chordata; Actinopteri; Perciformes; Percidae
Product: whirlin-like
Exons: 12
Coding region: 560-3517 (985 amino acids)
Biological process (GO): auditory receptor cell stereocilium organization; sensory perception of sound
Cellular component (GO): plasma membrane; photoreceptor inner segment; stereocilia ankle link complex
Molecular function (GO): protein binding
Source: RefSeq, a predicted model, not a curated record